AUCUUGCAGUCGAGAGAUUUAUUAAUAAUUUAUUAAUAACAACAACUGAAGUCGGUAUAACGCGGACGCGAGCCUCCCUUCGCAAUAUUGAAGAGUGACUAGAGCUUUGGCCUACCUGAGAGAAAGGGAAAUGGAGAAUUUGCAAAAUCUAAAAUCGACUGACACGUCGAAGUACAAUUUGCGGUGCAACCGAAACAUCAGCGAAAAAAUGACAAAGAAAGAUUUCGUCUAUGACAUACCGGCGCCGUUUCAACUCAUGAGGAAGGUAAAAAAAACCGAAAUACGCCGGCAAAUCGUUCUGCCAAUUCAGCUUCGCAGGAAACUUGGAUCAGACUCAAAACCACCUCGUUACGCGGUAAUCCCGACCAAUGAGGGACUCGAAUUAAUCAAUGAAUCCGCCGAGCCUCACGCUGACCAGGUCCCAGAGCGCAAGAUCCUGCGGUUCCAGUGUAAUUAUUGCCAGGAGCGAUUGGCGACGCGACUGUCUUUGUCGACCCACGUCAAGUAUCACUGCGGCACCUACUGCACCACCUGUUUCUGGAUCCUGAAACCGGAUGAAACGAUGACGCAGCACAUCCAGAGAGCACAUCCGGUUCCAAUUCCCGCCCCAAAUCCGUCGACGUCUGUUCCUCGAAGGUGA
This is a messenger RNA of Diprion similis, 640 nucleotides long. RefSeq lists its product as uncharacterized. The record is from RefSeq and is a predicted model, not a curated record. The transcript has 3 exons. Lineage: Eukaryota; Metazoa; Arthropoda; Insecta; Hymenoptera; Diprionidae. Bases 131 to 640 code for a protein of 169 amino acids.